GGAAGGGGAAGGGGAAGGGGAAGGGGAAUGGGAAGUGGAUCAUCAUCAUUGCCACCACCACCGUCAACACUGCCAUUGAUCAUAGAGGAGUUCUUCAUCGUCGUCUAUGAAGACCCUUUGGUCAAGAAGGAACUCCCAAAAAAAUUUGCGGACUAUCUUGACGGCAAGGAGCCAGCUAAGGUGUAUCUGCGAGCAGCUGACUGCGGUCCUCGUCUCUGGACCGUGGAGGUCCUAUUUGACGGACAAGGCCGGAUGUACCUCGACAAGGGCUGGGAGAAAUUCGCCAUCGCGCACGGUGUGGAUUUCGGCUGGUUCGUACACUUCAAAUAUGAAGGCGAUGAUGUGCUCACAGUGAAGGUGUUUGACGGAACAAUGUGCAGGAGGUACUACUACUCAGACGACGAAGAUACUGAUGAUGAAAGCGACGACGACGUGAAGCCAUGCAUCCAUCCCCUUUAGAUAAUUAAGGGGAUCAUGACCAAGAAUAUAUAUGUAGCUUCAUAUGCAUCGAUUUAGAGAUCUAGCUAUUUUCUAUAUAUUAUGCAUGUAAAAAAUAAUAUCGCAUUUCCACUAUUAUUCGAGCACCACAUCCUCGCCGCCACUGCUAGGUCAACGCCGGGAUGCACAAUGUUUAGCAUAAAAGUCACUUUAGAUUAAGCUGCGAAAAUAGUCACCUGCCAUGGGCUGAGGCGGCCCCUACAG
This is a messenger RNA of Lolium perenne, 702 nucleotides long. The record is from RefSeq and is a predicted model, not a curated record. Lineage: Eukaryota; Viridiplantae; Streptophyta; Magnoliopsida; Poales; Poaceae.